AUGUCUGACAUUAAAAUGGAAAUUAUAAUGAAAAAAGAAAAAAGGGCUGAAAGUCCCCAAAACUAUACUGAACAUAUUGUAACUACACAUAAUACAAGAGAAGAGACAAACAGUAGAAAUAAUAGUUAUAUGAAUGAUUUAAUUUCCAACCCAAGUGCUAACAUAAGUGGCAAUAUAAAUCGACCAAACUUUGAAAGUAAUAACAUGAACUUUUCAAAUGUUUCGAAUGUGAAUGAUUUUAAGUAUUUUGAUUCCAAUAAUAAUGCUGGUUUACAAGUAGCAUCACCUUCACCUCAAAAAGUCACCACAAGAGAACCGCCACCAGCGGCGGAACCUGCUUCUUGGCAAAUUCCACCAAGUGCUUUACAAACAAAAAAACAAAUGAAGAAUAUUCAAAUUGAAAAAUAUGAAUCCCGUAUUUCAGAAAAUGGUUACGAUAUUGAGGCUUGGUUAGGCCUACUAACAGAAGUGCAGGCCAAAGCUGAUGUUGAUAAAGUAAGGGAAUCUUUUGAAAGAUUUCUUCAAAAGUUCCCUACCUCGUCACGCCAAUGGGUUCAGUGUGCAGAAUUCGAACUAAAAAAUCAACAUUACGACAGAGUGGAAACAAUAUUCACUCGUUGUCUUCGCUCUGUCCUAUCGGUUGAGCUCUGGAAGUUCUAUUUAAACUAUGUGCGUCGAAUGCAUCAAAUUGAAAAGGGAUCAGCUUCAACCUCUCAGGCGAGAACAACAAUCACGUCGACCUACGAAUACGUUCUCACCCAUAUUGGUCUAGAUAAGGAUGCCGGCACCAUAUGGAGUGACUACUUGUUUUUCCUCAAGACUGGAGAAACAAGUAGCACCUGGGAAGAACAGCAAAAGAUGGACACAAUGAGGAAGGUAUAUCAGAAAGCGAUAUGUAUUCCUCUAAACAACGUCGAAUUGAUCUGGAAAGAAUAUGAUCAAUUCGAAAAUUCUUUGAAUAAAGUUACUGCAAAAAAGUUUCUACAGGAUCGGUCCCCUGCCUAUAUGACCGCACGAACUGCAGUAAAAGAAAUGCGUCGGUUUACCGACAAGAUCAACAAGAAUAUCAUUCCGACACCCCCAAAAUGGACAAAGUCUGAGAAGGAGCAGCUUGCAUAUUGGAAAGAGUGGAUCGAAUGGGAAAAAUCAAAUCCAUUGGCACUCGAAGAUCAAACAUUAUUAAAGAAGAGAAUUACAUAUGUUUAUAAGCAGGCCAUGAUGUAUUUACGAUUUUAUCCGGAAAUAUGGUUCGAUGCUGCAAAUUACUGGGCUUCAAUAAAAAAAGAAGAAGAAGCAGUUUCCUUGCUAAAAACAGCAAUGGAAAUAAUGCCGACGAGCUUCCUCGUGCAUUUCUCGUUCGCAGAAAUGCAAGAAAAACGUAAUAAACAUGAUGAAGCCCGAAACGCGUAUGAGACAUUGUUGUCUAACGUACAGUCACAAAUUGUCGAUAUUGAAAAGGCCACCGAGGCUGAAGUUAAAGUUUUGAUGCAAUCAUCUCCGGAAAGUGGAAAUGAGGAUGGUGAUGCAAUUGUAGAAAUGGAUGGUGAAACCCGAGAGCAAUUAAGAAUUAAAGAAAAAGAACGUGAGAAAGAACGACUUAAAUUUGAAGAAAGUAAACAGCAGGAGAUAAACGAAUUAGAAGAAUCUUGUGGACUUAUCUGGAUAAUGCUAAUGCGAUUUACGAGACGGUCGGAGGGAAUUAAGGCUGCUCGAGUCAUUUUUAGUAGGGCAAGAAAGUAUCGCCAAUGCCCAUAUCGGGUAUUUGUUGCUGCAGCAUUGAUGGAAUAUCAUUGUACUAAAGAUCAAUUAGUUGCUGCUAAAAUUUUCGAAUUGGGAUUAAGGACUUAUGGAACCAAUCCAGAUUAUGUUCUCCAAUAUUUAGAUUUCUUAAUUCAAUUGAAUGAUGAUCUUAAUGCAAGAUCAGUUUUUGAACGAACUCUUGUGUUUAUGCCAGCCGAUAAGGCUAAAAUAAUAUGGAAACGAUUUUCAGAUUAUGAAAAUAAGUAUGGUCAUAUUAUGGCAAUUCAAAAGCUUGAUGAACGAAGAGGAACAACAUAUCCUGAAGAAUCUUCACUAGAACACUUUGCCGAACGAUAUAGCUUCCUUGACACUAAUGUUAUAUGUAAAAAAGAAGUGGGACCUAAACCUGAUCCAGAAUCGGGUUCGAGUUCAUCAACAGCAGUUCAAAAUGACGAAGAACAGGAUGCCGCACCCACUAGACGAGCAUUAUUGGAUUCAGUUCAUCCAGAAAAAUAUCCUAGACCAGAUUUCCGUCAAUGGGUUUUAUAUAAACCUUCUGCAGAACAAUUACGACGUCCAUUUUUCCCACAACCUGGGGCUUCAGUUCAACAAAUUACUAAUAUAUCCACAACUGGAAGUUCAGUACAACCACUUGGUUCAUCUCAACCUAUAAUUUCACAACCCCACGGUUCCACGUUACAAUCCUCAACAGCGCCACAAGCUCCACAGAAUAUAAUUCAGCCAUCAUUAAACUGGACCCGUGCACCAAAUGGCAUGAUGGUGCCGGAUACGGUUAAUAAAUUUUUAUUAAUUUUACCUCCACCAUCAAGUUAUAGUGGUCCAAUAAUAAAUUCUAACGAUUUGAUGGAAUUAAUACGUAAUUCUGUACCGACCACCAAUAUAAUGAGUGUACCACCAACACAACAUUCACUUCAACCACCACAAACAAGAGAUAAAACUCGAGGAGGGAGUCCGGCUCGUGGGGAUGGCAGGGGGUACACUGAUGGUAGAUAUGGAGAAGGAUCUAGAAUUUAUGAUAGAUCUAUGGAAAAUGGUCGAGGUGGUAGUGGGCCAGCAAGUUCAUUAUCACAACGUGGUCGAGGCACGAGUGAAGCAGGAAUAUCAACAUCUCAAUUCAAUAAGCGCAGGAGGAGAGAUUUUGACGAGACAGAAGAAUUUCAGGGUAGAGGUGGCCCGGGUAUUAAUCGACCACCUGAUUAUGAUUUAUUUCGAGCUCGCCAGCAGAGAAAAAGGGCUCGAAAUGAAUCAUCAUUCGGGCAAAAUACUGCUUCAUUCUACUGUACCCGCUUGGGCUUUGAACAUAUCGGUUACCGAGGAUUGGAAACCGGACAUCGGGAAGUCGUAUCUCAUGUCGUUCGUCAAGGAAACAUCAAUUUCAUAUUCCAAACUCCACUUACUCCCAAUGACAAAAUAAUGAGUUCACAUCAAAGUCUUCACGGUGACGGUGUCAAGGAUAUUGCCUUCACAGUGGAUAAUGCUCGUGAUCUUUAUUAUAACGCUAUACAAAGAGGUGGUAAGCCAAUUAGGGAACCAUGGGAAGAAAAGGAUGAUGAUGGAGUAGUGGUGAUGGCCACAGUCGGUACUUACGGUGAUACGAUACACACUUUCGUGGAAAGAAGAAAUUAUCAUGGAAUAUUUCUUCCAAAUUUUAAACCUCUUGAUUUCAAGGAUCCUUUAGAGGAAACUUUACCACCUCCAAAUUUACAAUUUAUCGAUCAUGUUGUUGCCAAUCAACCUGACCUUGAGAUGGAGAAGAUUUGUGAAAUGUAUCAAAAUGUUUUCAAUUUUCACCGUUUCUGGUCAGUCGACGAUAGUCAGAUACACACGCAAUAUUCUUCCUUGCGUUCAAUAGUAAUGGCUGAUUACCAUGAAAAAAUUAAGAUGCCACUUAAUGAACCAGCCAUAGGUCGUAAGAAAUCACAAAUCCAAGAAUUUGUUGAUUAUUAUGGGGGCGCAGGAGUUCAACACAUUGCAUUAAAAACGAAUGAUAUUAUUACUAGUAUAAAAAGUCUUAGAGCUCGUGGUUUGGAAUUUUUGACAAUUCCAGCUGUAUACUAUGAUGACCUUCGUUCGCGACUCUCCACUUCAAAUAUCAAAAUUUCCGAAGAUAUUAGUUUGUUACAAGAAUUACAUAUAUUGAUAGAUUACGAUGAAGAAGGUUACCUUUUACAGAUAUUCACAAAACCAUUACAAGAUCGUCCUACGUUAUUCAUAGAAAUAAUUCAACGCCACAAUCAUCAAGGUUUUGGUGCCGGAAAUUUCAAGGCACUUUUUGAAGCUAUUGAACGUGAUCAAGAUGCACGCGGAAACUUAUUUUAA
Molecule: messenger RNA, 4080 nt
Organism: Diversispora eburnea
Lineage: Eukaryota; Fungi; Glomeromycota; Glomeromycetes; Diversisporales; Diversisporaceae
Source: the annotation of a GenBank genome assembly